GCGGCGGAGGGAGGCGGCGGCGCUGAGGCAGGGACUCUUUUGCUCGCGGUGAUCAUGUCCACUCCGGCGCGGCGCAGGCUGAUGCGCGACUUCAAGAGGUUGCAAGAGGACCCUCCUGUGGGUGUCAGUGGUGCACCAUCUGAGAACAAUAUCAUGCAGUGGAAUGCAGUUAUAUUUGGGCCAGAAGGGACACCUUUUGAAGAUGGUACCUUUAAACUAGUCAUAGAGUUCUCAGAAGAAUAUCCAAAUAAGCCUCCAACUGUUAGGUUUCUAUCAAAAAUGUUCCAUCCAAAUGUCUAUGCAGAUGGCAGUAUAUGCUUAGACAUCCUGCAGAACCGCUGGAGCCCCACAUACGACGUCUCCUCUAUUUUAACUUCAAUCCAGUCACUGCUCGAUGAACCUAACCCCAACAGCCCAGCAAACAGCCAGGCAGCACAGCUCUACCAGGAGAACAAACGGGAGUAUGAGAAGAGAGUGUCGGCCAUAGUGGAGCAGAGCUGGAACGACUCCUAACAGCCGCUGUGCUCCUCGCCCUUGUCUCCAACCUCACCCCCUAGGGAGGCUGCCAGGGAGUUCAAGUGCCACAGGCCUAAGAAUCUGCAGAAACAGAACAGCCUUUGCAAACCAAAUCCAGCCCAGCCUAGGAAGCUGCAGAGCUCAUGUAUCUUGGUUAACAUCCUUUUGAUUGCAUGGUAGGAACUAAGUUAUUGCUCCAUGGGUUUGUAAUAUAUCCUGUCCGUAUUUGUGUUUCCCGGUGUCUGAUGUUGCUGUGGAGUUCUCCUGAGGGGACAGACACAUUUUGUAAAUCUGUACUUUUUUCAGAUAUUGAAUGCCUUAUUUUUGAAUUCUUUAGAUUUUUAAAUUGGAGAAAGAGCACUUAAAGUUUUUAUAUAUAAAUAUUUCAUGUACAACUGUUAAAUACAUAACCUUAGUGCCAGACACCCUGCUCUCCCUCUCUCUCUUGUCCAAGCC
Messenger RNA from Dryobates pubescens (Downy woodpecker), 972 nucleotides. RefSeq names its product ubiquitin conjugating enzyme E2 B (gene UBE2B). Gene Ontology annotation, biological process: DNA repair; protein polyubiquitination; proteasome-mediated ubiquitin-dependent protein catabolic process. Gene Ontology annotation, cellular component: HULC complex. The record is from RefSeq and is a predicted model, not a curated record. Bases 55 to 513 code for a protein of 152 amino acids. NCBI's taxonomy places the organism in Eukaryota, Metazoa, Chordata, Aves, Piciformes, Picidae. Gene Ontology annotation, molecular function: ubiquitin conjugating enzyme activity. The transcript has 6 exons.